Molecule: messenger RNA, 501 nt
Organism: Emericellopsis atlantica
Lineage: Eukaryota; Fungi; Ascomycota; Sordariomycetes; Hypocreales; Bionectriaceae
Exons: 2
Coding region: 1-501 (166 amino acids)
Source: RefSeq, a predicted model, not a curated record
AUGGCUUCGCCUGCAGAUGACCCCUUUGAGCUUUCUCAGGUUUCGUCGUCGAUAUCUGCUGAUGAUACACUACAGUUCCUGGACACCCAUGGAAUCUUCUACCUAGAGGAUGCAGAGAUCGGACAACGGGUUGAUGAGUUGUACAACACGAAACAAAUCAGGACGGAUGUUGCUAGCCUGGACUACUUUAUGCCAGUCCUUGAGAAUAACCCACGUCUCAAACCAAUUCUCGGAAGCUACUCGAUACGACAGCCUAGGAUUCGUUUUCCAUGGGGCACGGUGCCUGGAGUUUGGUACAACUGGUUCCAAAAGUCAGAUCAAGCGAAGAAGAAGCUUACUGCUUAUAUGCUGGGCUCUGGGUCGUUGUACAGAUGUCUGGACGGUUCACUCAUAAUCGAUUCUGACGGUGAGCUAGACGACCAGGGCUUCUAUCGAUAUCCACCUACCGUUGCGGAAAAUUACGCGACAAAGGAAAUAAAGAUGGAGAAAGGCGGCGCGUAA